Daphnia magna is the source of this 1297-nucleotide messenger RNA. RefSeq names its product lactosylceramide 4-alpha-galactosyltransferase. Lineage: Eukaryota; Metazoa; Arthropoda; Branchiopoda; Diplostraca; Daphniidae. Bases 58 to 1170 code for a protein of 370 amino acids. The record is from RefSeq and is a predicted model, not a curated record. Gene Ontology annotation, biological process: glycosphingolipid biosynthetic process. Gene Ontology annotation, molecular function: hexosyltransferase activity. The transcript is spliced from 2 exons.
ACAUUGCACCGUAUUUGCAUACAUACCCAGUCACAUUCAGUGAAGACACAAGUUGAAAUGAAAUCUGAGGAAAUAAUAACAGGCCAUCCAAAGCCAUGUUGGCGCUUCAAUUCCUGGAAAAAAAUUUGGCUAAACAGAAGAGUAAAUAUCAAUGGCGGGCGAGCAAUUUUACUGAUCUUUGGUUGUGCCGUAUUAUUUAUCUUUGCUUUCAACACCUUGACAGCAGCUUGGUCUUCUCCGUUUCAUUUUGUCACAAACGAUGCACUAAUAGACUCUCCUUCCGAUUUGCGUCGAGAAUUCAAGAACAACUAUGACUUUGUAUCAAAAGGAGAUAAAGCUUUUUUUUUGGAAACUGGCGGCAGUGAAACACUCAACAUCCGUCAAGCGUGUGCAGUGGAAUCGCUAGCGUUGCACAACCCAAAUGUCACUGCUUACGUGCUCUUUAGUCAAGAACGAGUCAACAGCAGCUCAACCACAUUGCGGACACUUACGGCAAACUAUGAAAACAUCCGAGUUAUCGGAAUCAAUAUGGAUGAUUAUAUGUCCGGUUCUGCAUUGGAACAUUGGUACAAAUACACCGACUGGAGGAACGGAUCUUACCGCGUCGCUCAUUUCAGUGAUGGCCUUCGUUUGCUCACGCUGUCGAGAUACGGUGGCUACUAUUUCGAUCUUGACAUUAUCCACGUACGGCCGGUGACCUACUAUCGCAAUUUCAUUGCCACAGAAGAUGGAAAUUCGGCGUCGAAUGGUGCCAUCCAUGCAGAUUUUGGUCACCCCGUCAUGCAGAUGGCCAUUAAUGAUUUUCCCGCUAAUUACAAAGCUGAUGCUUGGACCCAUAAUGGACCUGCUUUACUGGGUAGAGUUUUGACUAAAUGGUGCGGAGUAGACAGCCUUCCAGAAAUGAAUUACCUCAAAUGUCGUGGUUUCAGCGUUUUACCGAAAGCGUCAUUUUAUCCGAUACACUAUCCAAGAUGGCGAGAAUUUUUCAAUCAACGAGCUCCAAACGAUACCAUGAAACCUGAUUGGCUGACGACGGAAGUGAUUGGUGUUCAUAUUUGGAAUAAAAUCAGCCACGGAGAGCCAGUUUGCCGCAAUUCGACGCAAUAUUACACACAACUAGUUCGUACCCAUUGCCCUGCAACAUUUUCUAUUGCUCCUGAUGUAUUUUAAUAUUCUUUAAAAAAAGGAUCACGUUACACCUAAUCGUUUCCCUUUGAAGUGUAUUGUGAUGAUGUGAUGUAAAACUCCUUUCCCCGUCAAUGUUGGUUUCAACUAAUACAGUUUCUUUUGCUUUCGA